AUGGCAACUGAGCUGGAAAAGGCUUUCCACAGAUAUGCUGUGUAUGGAGACACAGCUGCCACUGGAACCGACAUGACGGGCAAGAACUUCUCCAAGAUGUUGAAGGAGUGUGGUGUGAUGGAUGGGAAGCUCGUAACCAGCACUGAUGUGGACAUCCUCUUCAAUAAAGUCAAGAGCAAGGGUGCCCGCAACAUCACAUUCCCAGAGUUCCAGGAAGCCCUGAAGGAGCUGAGCAUGAAACGCUUCAAAGGAAAGUCACCAGAUGAUGCUUUGGCAGCCACACACCAGCUGCUGGAAGGCAAAGAGCCGGCCAACGCGGGGGUAACGAAAACUGUCGCGGCUGGUGCAGUGGACCGGCUGACAGACACCAGCAAAUACACAGGCUCCCACAAGGAACGUUUUGACGAAAGCGGCAAGGGCAAGGGCAUCGCAGGACGUGCUGACCUGGUCAGUAACAGCGGCUAUGUGGGUAACUACAAGGGAGCUGGGACCUACGACAAGUCCCACUAGAUGUGGGGCACAGCCUUCU
Molecule: messenger RNA, 529 nt
Organism: Zootoca vivipara (common lizard)
Lineage: Eukaryota; Metazoa; Chordata; Lepidosauria; Squamata; Lacertidae
Source: RefSeq, a predicted model, not a curated record